Messenger RNA from Acanthoscelides obtectus, 303 nucleotides. NCBI's taxonomy places the organism in Eukaryota, Metazoa, Arthropoda, Insecta, Coleoptera, Chrysomelidae. The record is from the annotation of a GenBank genome assembly.
AUGCUUCUCCCAUCAGUUUUUCAAUCCGACCGUGGAUUUCAUUUCGAUUCGACAAGACCGUUUUGCUGUUUACAAUGUAAACCCUCCUUUACGUUGUCCGGGAGCAGACGCGUCGAGUGGAAGCUGGAAAGGGGUGUGGCUUACUACCCUGCCGUGCGCCGUACCGUGACGCCGCAGCGAGGUACAGCACUCACACGUUUCAGUCUUCACUACUUUUUUCAGUGGUGGUGUUCACUAUAGGGUUCUCGAUUGUGUCUCAGUGGUGCUUUAGUGUUGUGAAGUGAGUGUCAAGUGCCUCCAAAG